AUGAGUAGAGGUGGGAGCUACGGCGGCGGGCAGAGUUCUUUGGGCUACCUUUUUGGUUCUGAUGAGAAACCAAGUGCACCUCCGCCUUCGCGCCCGGUUAACCUACCGCCAUAUGGAGUUGACAUUACCACAGAGAAGCCACCAGAUAGUGAUUCUUCCGAGAAGAAGCAGGUCUCAAACAACUAUCACAGAGCUCAAGGCCAGAAUACAGGAAACUUCAUUACUGAUCGUCCAUCCACUAAAGUCAAGUCAGUGCCAGGAGGGGAUUCAUCUCUGGGGUACCUAUUUGGAGAUAAGUAA
Molecule: messenger RNA, 300 nt
Organism: Dovyalis caffra
Lineage: Eukaryota; Viridiplantae; Streptophyta; Magnoliopsida; Malpighiales; Salicaceae
Source: the annotation of a GenBank genome assembly